AUGGUCGAAAGAGUACAAACGAAGCUUGGUCCGAAUACCCUGCUUACCAGAGCCUUCGAUAGCAUGGGAUGGGGAAAGACCCUGACUUUUCUUCCUUUUGGUCAACGUUGGCAAAUGCACAGAAAGUUCCUCCAGACUUCGUUCAGCAACACGAAUGUCCGCCGAUGGCACACUCUGCAGAUAACAGAAGCUCGACGAACGAUCCAGAAUAUACUCAAGAAGCCUGAAACAUGGGAAACGUCGUUACGCAGGCUUGCGGUUGCCAUCGUUUUGCAAGUGAGCUAUGGCACCCAAGUCCUCGAGGAUGAUGAUCCCUACAUCCAAAUCGCCAACGAUGCCAUGUAUGCCACUGGCAAUGGUGGAGUUCCUGCCAAUAGUAUUGUUGAUCUAGUUCCAUUCGGUACAGGAUAUCCACACGAUGGACCCGAAAUCUCUCGAAGACUAUGCUAA
Fusarium musae is the source of this 450-nucleotide messenger RNA. RefSeq lists its product as uncharacterized. NCBI's taxonomy places the organism in Eukaryota, Fungi, Ascomycota, Sordariomycetes, Hypocreales, Nectriaceae. The transcript is spliced from 2 exons. The record is from RefSeq and is a predicted model, not a curated record. Bases 1 to 450 code for a protein of 149 amino acids. Gene Ontology annotation, molecular function: oxidoreductase activity, acting on paired donors, with incorporation or reduction of molecular oxygen; iron ion binding; heme binding.